Lodderomyces oxycetoniae is the source of this 252-nucleotide messenger RNA. RefSeq lists its product as uncharacterized. Bases 1 to 252 code for a protein of 83 amino acids. The transcript has a single exon. NCBI's taxonomy places the organism in Eukaryota, Fungi, Ascomycota, Pichiomycetes, Serinales, Debaryomycetaceae. The record is from RefSeq and is a predicted model, not a curated record.
AUGAACUCGCAAGAUACACUUGCUUAUACCGAGCUACCUGCUCAAGCUUAUAUGGCUAGAAUUUCCAAUCGUCCUGCAUUAGCUGCUGUCAAUGGCAUGGUUUCAUCAUUUCCACUCUUUAAGAUCUUUACUUCAAAUGCAUUACCAAUACUAGUAGCAAGAGAAGAUAAGAAUACUAGAUUGGCUAAGGAGGAAGAGUUGGAAACAGAUCAUUUGGAGGCUUAUAGAGAAUUCAGAAGGCAACAAAAGUGA